GUGGGGAGGGGUGGAAUGCGAGUAGCUGACUGGUCUACUAUGCUUAUCGGGUCGUCGACUGCUCCAUUACAUCCCUCGUUCUCACUAACUGCGUACAGCAGCAGGGUGUUCCGGGUGACCUUCCUGACUUUGGCUGUCUCCAUAAUUAUUCCCUUGCUUGGAGCAAUAGUUCUCCUGGAAUGCCCAAUAGACCCUCAGCCUCUAAGCUUCAAAGACCCUCCCCUCCUGACUGAUGCAUUAGAGCCAAAUACUAAGCUGCGAAAAGCAGAAAGGAUAUUUGAAAAUCAACUUGUUGGACCAGAAUCUAUUGUCAAUAUUGGUGAUGUGCUGUUUACUGGCACAGCUGAUGGAAAGAUUCUGAAGAUUGAAGAUGGGAAAGUAAAAAUAUUAGCUAGACUUGGCCAUGGCCCAUGCAGAACCAGAGAAGAUGAGCCUGCCUGUGGGAGACCUCUUGGCAUCAGAGUUGGGCCAAAAAAUACCCUGUUUGUGGCAGAUGCCUAUUACGGAUUAUAUGAAAUUGAUCCAGUCACAGGUAAUGUGAAAACACUAGUGUCAACCAAGGAACCAGUUGAAGGUCAGAAAAUGUCCUUUCUGAAUGAUCUGACGUUGACUCGGGAUGGGAGGAAAAUCUUCUUCACAGACUCCAGCAGCAAAUGGCAAAGGAGGGAUUACACAUUCUUGGUUAUGGAAGGCACAGAUGAUGGCCGCCUGCUUGAGUAUGACACGGUGACAAAAGAAGUGAAAGUCUUAAUGGUAGGACUGAGGUUUCCGAACGGGGUCCAGCUCUCUCCUGCUGAGGAUUUUGUGUUGGUAGCAGAAACAACCAUGGCUAGAAUAAGGAGGUACUAUGUGUCUGGAUUGAUGAAAGGUGGCGCCGAUAUGUUUGUAGAAAACUUGCCUGGCUUUCCAGAUAAUAUCCGGUUAAGCAGCUCUGGGGGAUAUUGGGUAGCCAUGUCAACUAUUCGGCCCAAUCCUGGGUUUUCUAUGGUGGAUUUCAUAUCUGACAAACCAUGGAUCAGAAGAAUAAUAUUUAAGCUGUUAAGUCAAGAAACGGUGAUGAAGUUUGUGCCCAAGUACAGCCUUGUCUUAGAACUUAGUGAAACUGGAUCCUACAAAAGAAGCUUUCAUGAUCCCAAUGCAAUGGUGGUAACUUACGCUAGUGAGGUCCACGAACACGAUGGGCAUCUUUACCUGGGCUCCUUCCGAUCUCCAUUUAUAUGUAGACUUAACCUUCAGGAUGUUUAACUGCCCGUACAAAAUGAAAUGCCAUUGUUACCCUGGAGCUGGAACAAGAACGUUUGUGGCAGCGUGUGACUGAGGCAGAGCGCCGGAAAUGGAUCUGUUCUGUGCAGCAGGGAAUCCCUGUGGGACUGUUGUGAUAGGAAAACAUGUAUGAUUUGCUGUGUCCCCCCUUCCGUGGUGUAACUCCUCUGCGUCUUUACUCCCAACAGACAUAAGACGUCAGAGUGACAAGUACAUACGACCAAAUGCUUUUAUUGAGCAAAACCUGUUGCACGCGUUGCAAUCUACAGAGCUGCUUCUCUUACUGUCCCACCGGCACAAACGAUCACACUGGAAAUAGGUAAAUGGAUGUAAUGAAGUAAUAGGCUUAUUGAAGAGAGGGUGUCUUGCAUGUCUUCACCACUGAGUUAGAUCCUACUCUGUAGGCAUGGUUUGGAAAGUCCCCGUCCUGCUGUGUUUCAGGGGUUGGUGCAGUAACCACUAGAAAUCUAGUCACAUCUUAGUAUAACGUCAGGCUCUCUUUCCAUAGGCUGAAUUGAAGAAAUGGAAGUGAUAUAAAGUAUUUGAGCUGUGA
Molecule: messenger RNA, 1816 nt
Organism: Pelodiscus sinensis (Chinese soft-shelled turtle)
Lineage: Eukaryota; Metazoa; Chordata; Testudines; Trionychidae
Source: RefSeq, a predicted model, not a curated record